Molecule: messenger RNA, 1674 nt
Organism: Lactuca virosa
Lineage: Eukaryota; Viridiplantae; Streptophyta; Magnoliopsida; Asterales; Asteraceae
Source: the annotation of a GenBank genome assembly
AUGGUUCUUUGCUCAUCUUCAACGUCCUUAUCACCCUUGUGUCUUUUAAAGGUCUGCAAAAAUGUUAAUGUUCGAUACCUUGAGCAAGUCCACGCCAAAAUCAUUCGCCAGGGCUCCGAACAAGACCAUUUCCUGGUAGCACAAUUCAUCUCUGUCUGUACCUCCGUCUCUCCUAAUCACCUCACUUACGUCUCAACCAUUUUUGACCGCCUUCUUCAACCCAAUAUUUAUCUUUGGAACACUCUCAUUAAAUGCCACUGCACACACUCGUCCCUGGCCACGUCCAUCAAUUUUUUUCGGCGCAUGAAACAAAAUUGUUAUGUUGCUGCGGACAAAUACACAUUCCCUUCGUUGGUCAAAGCUUGUUCUGGUGCUUUGGCGUUGAGGGAAGGACAGGUUAUUCACGGGUUGAUAGUUAAGUAUGGUACAGAAGGUGAUGUGUUUGUGGGGUCUAGUUUGAUUGAUCUGUAUGGGAAAUGUGGUGAGAUGAUAGAUGCUCGCAAGGUGUUUGAUGGAAUGCCUGUGAGAAACGAGGUUACUUGGACUAGUAUGAUAGUUGGGUAUUCAACAAAUGGGAAUUCUUUGGAGGCCAAAAAGCUGUUCGAUGAAAUGCCCCAAAGGAAUCAUGCCUCGUGGAAUGCCAUGAUAAAUGGGUUUGCAAAGUCGGGUGAUCUGGCAAGCGCGAGGAUUUUGUUUGAUGAAAUGCCUGAAAAGAAUUUGGUGUCAUUCACGACUAUGAUUGAUGGGUAUGCAAAGUCAGGGGAUAUGGCAUCAGCGAGAUGUUUGUUUGAUGAAUCACCUGGUGAGAAAGAUAUUGUUUGUUGGUCUGCAAUGAUAGCUGGGUAUGCCCAGAACGGUCAAGCUAAAGAAGCUAGAAAAUUAUUCAUUGACAUGUGUUGUAAGAAUGUUAAGCCUGAUGAGUAUGUGAUGGUGAGCCUAAUUUCAGCAUGUUCACAAGCGGGUGAUUGGGAGUUUGCUGAGUGGGUUGACAUGUAUAUGAGUGAAAAUAAAAUUGAGGUUACCCAAAAUCACGUGGCUGCAGCGCUGGUGAACAUGCAUGCAAAGUGUGGGAAUUUGGAGAGGGCAGAGGCCUUGUUUGGAAACAUGCCUAAACGGGACUUAUUUUCUUACUGUUCUAUGAUCCAGGGAUUCUCUGUUCAUGGGGACGGGGUUAAAGCGGUUGCCCUUUUCCGCAGGAUGCUACAAGGAGGAGGGCUGAUUCCAGAUGACGUGGCCUUCACUGUCAUCUUGACUGCUUGUAGUCACGCUGAUCUUGUUGAAGAAGGCUGCCACUUUUUUCAUUCUAUGGUCAAUGAAUACGCUCUCUCUCCUUCACCUGAUCACUACGCAUGUAUAGUCAAUCUUCUUGCUCGUGCCGGAAAGUUAAGAGAGGCAUAUGAUAUUCUUAAAGAAAUGCCGGUGCCACCUCAACCCGCCGCUUGGGGUGCUCUUCUUUUUGCUUGUAGAACACAUGGUGACGUGUCAUUGGGUAAAGAGGUUGCAGCUCAGCUUUUCAAGAAUGAACCUCAAAAUGCUGCUAAUUAUGUGUUGCUAUCCGACAUGUAUGCAGCUUCAGAUCAGUGGUCUGAUGUUGACCAUGUAAGGAACCAAAUGAGCCAGAAGGGAAUCAGAAAACUUCCUGGCUGUAGUUGGAUACAACAACACUACCAAUAG